AUGGCAGGCUGCCUGUCUCCGCAGCUGCACAACGACACUGAUCAGAGACAGACCUUCACAGGCAUCAAGCUGCUCUGGCUGGCAUACCAGUCCACCGGGGUCAUCUACGGCGAUAUCGGCACAAGUCCUCUCUAUGUCUACUCGUCGACUUUUACGCACGACCCUUCUUAUGAUGACCUUCUUGGAGCUUUGUCUUUGAUCAUCUGGUCACUCACUAUCAUGGUGAGCAUCAAAUACUGCCUGAUUGUCCUUUCUGCGGACGACGAAGGCGAGGGAGGAACAUUCGCCCUCUUCUCCCUCCUGUCGAGGUACGCAAAUAUUGUCAGACGUGAUCCUCGCGAAGAGCAGUUGGUCAAAAUAGAACGCUAUACUGCUAGUGAUCUAGGAAGACCAGCGCAAAAGGCUCGAGGUCUUAUGGAACGGUCACAGACGACACAAUGGCUACUAAAAGUCUUUGGGGUGUUUGGCGUCGCUCUCGUCAUGUCUGACGGCGUCCUUACACCUGCACAAUCGGUGCUCGGUGCUAUUCAAGGUAUAGAGGUGGUCCACCCUACUAUAUCACAGAGUAUAGUCAUCGGAUCGUCAUGCGCUAUUCUUAUCGUCCUUUUCUUGGUUCAACCAUUUGGUGUGACGAAAUUGGCCAACACGUUUGCCCCGAUUGUUAUUGUCUGGCUCCUCCUCAACGCUACAUUCGGCAUAUACAAUCUAGCUCGACAUGACUCGUCGGUGCUCAAAGCAUUUUCACCUUACUUCGCUGGAGCCUACUUGGUCCGGAAUAAGGCGGAUGGUUGGAAAAGCCUGGGAGGUAUUCUUCUAGCAUUUACUGGCUGUGAAGCCCUCUUCGCCGACUUGGGGGCAUUUACUCAACGCGCCAUCCAGCUCUCCUGGCUUACGUUCGCCUUCCCUUGCCUAUUGCUCGGUUACAUUGGCCAAGCAGCAUAUAUUUCUGACGACCCGUCUGCAUGGUCGAAUCCGUUCUACAAUACAGUUCCACCGGGAUGUUUCUGGCCGUCGCUGAUCGUCGCGAUUUUGGCAGCUGUCGUUGCGAGUCAAGCAAUCAUCACAGCAGUCUUUCAGCUACUAACCCAAAUCAUGAAACUAAGCUACUUUCCGCAAAUAAAGGUCGUGCAUACAUCGAAGAUCUUCUACGGCCAAGUCUACAUUCCCAUUGCGAACUGGCUUCUGAUGAUUGGUGCCGUCGUCGUGACCGGAGUCUAUACCAAUACCACGAAAUUGGGCCAUGCCUAUGGUGUAUGCGUGGUACGUGAUCGACUCUGGAUUGUCAUUCAUCAUCUUCCAAGAGCGAUUGAACUGAUCAUCUUCGCUCCGCAGAUCUUGGUGACCAUGUUGACAACCUGCAUGGUCGCCGUAGUAGCCUUGAUUGUCUGGCGUGUGCCAGCUAUUAUUGUGCUGCCCGUUUGGCUCAUCUUCGCUCUCUUUGAUGGCACCUUCCUCUCCUCGGCCGUGACAAAGGUACCCGAAGGCGCAUGGUUCACGCUGGUCCUGGCAGUUGCUCUUUCUUCCACCUUCCUCCUCUGGCGCUACGGCAAGGAACAGCAAUGGCGCGCUGAAGCAUCAGAUCGCUUCCCACCCAGUCAUCUAAUCCAGGUCAUCGCGGCUCCUGUCACGGAUAGCAGCAAUAUCUAUACUCGAAGGCUGAAGCUUUCGCCGGCGUUUGGCGGUCAAGAGGUCAGGCGUAUUGAAGGCAUGGGGAUUUUCUUUGACAAGUCAGGUCUACCCUCCAGUACACCGACAGUGUUCAUCCACUUUUUGCAGAAAUUCCAUGCUGCGAACGAUGUCAUUGUCUUGUUCCACUUGCGACCCUUGCAGAUUCCCACUGUGCCGCCCGACGAGAGAUACACGGUGUCGCGGUGCUAUAUCGGGGACGAAGAUGGAGACAGCAAGCGAAUCAUGCCUGAUACAUAUCGCGUCAUCAUUCGGCAUGGAUACAACGACGAAAUCGUGUCAAAUGAUUUGGGAGGCAUGCUAUACGAGCAGAUCCGAAAUUAUCUCAUCCGCGAAUAUGUGGACAUCAUCUCAGCAGGAGACGCAGAUUUGAUCAUUGAAGGUGCAAAAGAAAGAGAUCCUGCCAUCUCUUAUGCCGAAAUUGCUUCAUCCACACCAGGGUCCGGACGCCCUUCCUUGGAAAAUCUCGAGCUCACCCAUAGACUCUCCGAACUGCAACGAGCGUACGAAAGCCAGGUGAUCUACAUCGUGGGCAAAGAACAAAUGCGCGUGAAGAAGGAGGGGAAACUUUCUCCAAUGUAUAUCAUGCGCAGAGGCAUAUUGGAAAUAUUUUUGUGGCUUCGUGAGAAUACGCGAACAAAAGUCCAGGCCUUGAACGUGCCGGUGGAGAAGGUUGUCGAGGUGGGCUUCGUGAAGGAGGUAUGA
Fonsecaea pedrosoi CBS 271.37 is the source of this 2391-nucleotide messenger RNA. RefSeq names its product potassium uptake protein. The transcript has a single exon. Bases 1 to 2391 code for a protein of 796 amino acids. Gene Ontology annotation, molecular function: potassium ion transmembrane transporter activity. Gene Ontology annotation, cellular component: membrane. Lineage: Eukaryota; Fungi; Ascomycota; Eurotiomycetes; Chaetothyriales; Herpotrichiellaceae. The record is from RefSeq and is a predicted model, not a curated record. Gene Ontology annotation, biological process: potassium ion transmembrane transport.